GGUCCUAAUGAAAGACUCUGAGGAUGGACUACAGCAGCGAGAUACUCUUGGUCCCUUGUGGAAAAGAGAAAUACAUUUCAAAAAAUGAGUUGCUGCUACAUUUGAAGACAUAUAACUUGUACUAUGAAGGUCAGAAUUUGCAGCUACGGCACAGAGAGGAAGACGGGGAAUUCAUAGUGGAAGGCUUAUUGAACAUCUCCUGGGGGUUACGCCGGCCAAUCCGCUUGCAGAUGCAGGAUGACAACCAACGCAUCCGUCCCCCACCAUCCUCCUCCUCCUGGCACUCUGGCUGCAAUCUGGGGGAACAUGGGUCUGUGAUAAAACCCAGUACCUUGCCGGACAUCCAAGUAACCGAUGCUGAGCCCUCGACCGAUGGUGACGAAACAGACGGUGCAGUUGAUGCCAAAGACCUUAAGGCCCAGCAGGAGGAUGCACCUCAGCUGAUGCGCACACGAAGCGAUGUUGGAGUGCGCCGCAGGGGGACCCUCCGCACCCCAAACGAACAGCGCCGGCUCAAGCGCCACCGUUUCUCCAUCAACGGCCACUUCUACAAUCAUAAAACAUCGGUGUUCACACCCGCCUAUGGCUCCAUCACGAAUGUACGAAUAAACAGUACAGUGACAACACCACAAGUUCUGAAAUUGCUGCUCAACAAGUUUAAGAUUGAAAACUCUGCAGAGGAAUUUGCCCUGUACAUCGUCCACACAAGUGGAGAAAAACAAAAGCUAAAAGCCACCGAUUACCCACUGAUUGCGCGGAUUCUUCAGGGCCCGUGUGAACAGAUUUCUAAGGUUUUUUUGAUGGAGAAGGACCAAGUAGAAGAAGUCACCUAUGACGUUGCUCAAUAUAUCAAAUUUGAAAUGCCUGUCCUGAAAAGCUUCAUUCAGAAACUCAAAGAAGAAGAAGAUCGAGAAGUGAAGAAACUGAGACGCAAGUAUUCGGUUCUGCGUGUAAUGAUUGAGCAACGAUUAGAAGAGAUCGCGGAAGGCCCAGCCACAAUGUAAAGCCUCCUCCUUGAA
Messenger RNA from Euleptes europaea (tarantolino), 1019 nucleotides. It is a transcript of the gene RASSF2, whose product is annotated as Ras association domain family member 2. The transcript has 10 exons. Gene Ontology annotation, biological process: signal transduction; regulation of non-canonical NF-kappaB signal transduction; positive regulation of protein kinase activity. Gene Ontology annotation, cellular component: cytoplasm; nucleus. Lineage: Eukaryota; Metazoa; Chordata; Lepidosauria; Squamata; Sphaerodactylidae. The record is from RefSeq and is a predicted model, not a curated record. The coding region runs from base 24 to 1004 and encodes 326 amino acids.